This is a messenger RNA of Prunus armeniaca (apricot), 453 nucleotides long. NCBI's taxonomy places the organism in Eukaryota, Viridiplantae, Streptophyta, Magnoliopsida, Rosales, Rosaceae. The record is from the annotation of a GenBank genome assembly.
AUGUCAGCCGGACUGGGAAAAUGUAGCAAGAUCCGCCACAUUGUGAGGCUCCGCCAACUGCUGCGGCGGUGGCGCAGCAAGGCCCGCAUGUCAGCCAAUCGCAUACCGUCGGAUGUUCCCGCAGGACACGUGGCCGUCAGCGUGGGCAGCAGUUGCACCCGAUUUGUUGUGCGCGCGUCGUACCUGAACCAUCCCGUCUUCAAGAAGCUCCUAGUAGAAGCCGAGGAGGAGUACGGCUUCUCCAACCAAGGUCCGCUCGCGAUACCCUGCGACGAGUCACUCUUCGAAGAGGUGCUCCGAUUCAUUUCUCGAUCCGAGUCGGGUGGGUCGACCCGGUUCGUCAAUCUAGACGACUUCCAAAGAUACUGCCACGCGGGCAUCCGGAGUAACCUCGAUUUCUGGGCCGAUUCUCGACCGUUGCUUCGUGGAUUUUCAGAUAAAACAAUUUGGUAA